CUGCUGCCUAGUGACCAAUGGGGGGCCUCCAAUCGAGCGCGGACAAAUUGUUUACUUGUUGUGCUCUCAAUGGAGGCAUAUGUGUGUGUUUAAACUUAAAACCCGACAAGCCAGACACAUAUUCGUUGCCUUCCGCGUUUCAAGUGCAUCGCGAUGAGCUCCCCCAGGAAUGACAUGCUGCUGGACAGAAGCAAACGCAAGAAGAGGAAGGAGCUCAGCGAGGAGCAGAAACACGAAAUAAGAGAAGCCUUCGAGUUGUUUGACACGGACAAAGAUAACGAAAUCGACUACCAUGAGCUGAAGGUGGCAAUGCGGGCGCUGGGCUUGGAGGUAAAGAAGGUGGAUGUUCUGCAGAUUCUGAAGGACUACGACAGAGAGGGAAACGGCAAAAUCACCUUUGAGGACUUCAACGAAGUUGUGACGGAGCUCAUCCUGGAGCGAGACCCCAAGGAGGAGAUCAUGAAGGCCUUUAGACUCUUUGACGAUGACGAGUCAGGGAAGAUCAGCCUACGGAACCUCAGGCGAGUGGCGAGGGAGCUCGGCGAGAACACCAGCGAAGAAGAACUACGAAGUAUGAUUGACGCCUUUGACGCUGACGGAGACGGCGAAAUAAACCAGGAGGAGUUCCUGUCCAUCAUGAGCGAAACGCCCUGAGGAGUCUGGGUGACGUUUGUCCAUGUCCAGCAAGCAUCAUCGCGAUGUCCUCCAGGCGGACAAGAACUUUGCGUGAUGACGGGAUCAUAAUCAGUGGAAGAAAGGUGUUGGUCGGGUUUUUUUUCCCCACCAGAAGACGUGAAGGUCGGAGGGUGUCUGCGGUCUCACGUGGACCGACACGUGAGUGUGUGAAUGUUUUUGGGUUCAUGUGUACAUUUCUUGUUUACCAAUAAAUUGUUCUCUGUAUAGUUUCUGACAACAUCAAAACAUCUCAUUAAGAUGUAUUAAAAAAAAACAAAAAACACCCAAAGUAAACGCAGAAGAAAAAAUAUAUUUGUUCGGAAAGGACAAUAUUGCGUUUGGCCACGGGAGGGCGCCACAGACUUGCUCCUUAAAGCGAGCAUCACGAAUAAUACAGUUCUACUGUAAUACAGUACACACAAAUGUUUCAUUAGACCUUUCCAGUUCUUUUCUUUAGUCAUUAGACAAACUUUAAAAAAAUGAAAUGAGUUUAAUUUCGCAGUUUUAUUAGCUACUUGAAAACGGUGAUUAGUAAAUGGUGUACUACUGUAAAUAGAUAUCCAAGAGAAAUUCACAAUACACACUGUAAAUAAACAUGGCUUUCAAAUGUAGUUUCUUUUAUUCAAGGACGUCGUUACAUGUGAUUAUUGUUUUCUAUUGUUUAAUAUUAAUAUAUUAAAAU
Molecule: messenger RNA, 1357 nt
Organism: Dunckerocampus dactyliophorus (ringed pipefish)
Lineage: Eukaryota; Metazoa; Chordata; Actinopteri; Syngnathiformes; Syngnathidae
Gene: cetn3
Product: centrin 3
Exons: 5
Coding region: 154-654 (166 amino acids)
Biological process (GO): spindle pole body duplication
Cellular component (GO): microtubule organizing center
Molecular function (GO): microtubule binding; calcium ion binding
Source: RefSeq, a predicted model, not a curated record